AAGCCACGAAGAAGAGCCAGCAGCCGGAAGGUCGAGUUGUGUUGUGAGGUAGCAGGUGUAGGACCUGUGUAGGACAGAUGCUCAGGUGUAAGACAGCCCAGGUGUAAGACAGCUCAGGUGAUAGAGACUAAAGUCUGGAGACCCUCAGACCAGACUAAGUACCGGUCGGGAUCCCACCGGGACGCUUCAGCGACGCCCUGUCAGUUAGCACAGGCAGCUAACCGCUAACAGCAGUAACACUCAGGUGUUAGCAGCUAGUUAGCUUGGAGCCGGUCCAGGAUGCUAGAGGGUCGCUGGUGAGGAUCGACUCCCCUCCCACGGGCCAUGUCUCUGGUCUUCCCACGACCCAGUACCAACGCAGUCCACGGCAAGAAGGAGAAGAGGCUGAUGGCGGAGGUGAACGCGUCACCGCUAAAACACUUUGUCACGGCAAAGAAGAAGAUCAACGGGAUCUUCGAGCAGCUGGGGGCCUACAUCAAGGAGAGCUCCUGCUUUCUGGAAGAUACUCACAAAAAUGACGAGCUGGACCCCGUCACCACGGAGGACCAGGUCCAGGAGGUCCGGGGUUACCUCACCAAGGUGGCAGGGAUUGGAGAGGUGCUGGCCCGCAGACACAUGAAGGUGGUCUUCUUUGGAAGGACCAGUAACGGGAAGAGCUCAGUGAUCAACGCCAUGCUGUGUGACAAGGUGCUGCCCUCUGGAAUCGGACACACCACCAACUGCUUCCUGAGGGUGGAGGGCACCGACGGCCACGAGGCCUUCCUGCUCACUGAAGGCUCUGAGGAGAGAAAGAGCAUAAAGACGGUGAACCAGCUGGCUCAUGCUCUGCACCAGGAUGAGGACUUGGACGCGGGCAGCUUGGUCUGCGUCAUGUGGCCUAAAGCCAAGUGUGCUCUGCUGAGGGACGACCUGGUGCUGGUGGACAGCCCAGGUAUUGACGUCACCACAGAACUGGACAGCUGGAUCGACAAGUUCUGCCUGGACGCCGACGUGUUUGUUCUGGUGGCGAACUCAGAGUCCACGCUGAUGCAGACGGAGAAGUCCUUCUUUCAUAAGGUCAACGAGCGGCUCUCCAGCCCCAACAUUUUCAUCCUCAAUAACCGCUGGGAUGCCUCGGCCUCGGAGCCGGAGUACAUGGAGGAGGUCCGCAGGCAGCACAUGGACCGCUGCACCAACUUCCUGGUGGAUGAGCUGGGCGUGGUGGACCGAGCCCAGGCCAGUGACCGCAUCUUCUUCGUCUCUGCCAAGGAAGUACUCCAGGCCCGGGUGCAGAAGGCUCAAGGGAUGCCUGAAGCAGGUGGAGCGCUUGCUGAAGGCUUCCAGGCCCGAAUGUUUGAGUUCCAGAACUUUGAGAGGCGAUUUGAGGAGUGCAUCUCCCAGUCAGCUGUGAAGACCAAGUUUGAGCAGCACACUGUGAGGGCCAAGCAGAUCUCUGAGGCCCUGCGCUGCAUCAUGGACUCUGUUCAUAUUGCUGCACAAGAGCAGAGGGUCUACUGCCUCGACACCAAAGAGGACCGUCAGGACCGGUUGGAGUUCAUAGACAAGCAGUUGGACCUGCUGACCAUGGACUGUAAGGCCAAGAUCAAGAAGAUCACUGAGGAGGUGGAGCGACAGGUGGCAAACGCCAUGGCAGAGGAGAUUAGGAAGCUCCACGUGCUGGUUGACGACUUCCAUAUGGACUUCCACCCUUCACCAGUGGUGCUCAAGGUCUACAAGAACGAGCUCCACCGCCACAUAGAGGAGGGUCUAGGCAAGAACAUGUCAGAGAGGUGCUCCAGCUCCAUCACUGGGGCCCUGCAGGCCACGCAGACCGACAUGAUCGAGGGUCUGAAGCCUCUGCUGCCCGGCCCGGCCCGGGAGCAGGUGGACAAGCUGGUUCCCCGUCAGUGCUUCAGCCUCAGCUACGACCUGGCCUGUGACAAGCUCUGCAGUGACUUUCAGGAGGACAUCGGCUUCCACUUCUCUCUGGGCUGGACCAUGCUGGUGAACCGCUUCCUGGGGCCCAAGAACACCCGGCGGGCCCUCAUGGGCUACAGCGACCAGGUCCCCCGGCCCCUGGCCCUGACCCCGGUCAGCACCAGCAUGCCUCCGUUCCCACAGAGCUCCAUGACCCAGGAGGAGCUGAUGGUGUCCAUGGUAACCGGUCUUGCCUCCCUUACCUCCCGUACUUCCAUGGGCGUCCUCGUGGUCGGCGGCGUGAUCUGGAAGGCCGUGGGCUGGCGUUUGAUCGCCCUGUCGGUGGGUCUGUAUGGGCUGCUCUACAUCUAUGAGCGGCUCACCUGGACCACCAGGGCCAAGGAGAGAGCCUUCAAGAGACAGUUUGUGGACUACGCCAGCGAGAAGCUGCAGCUCAUUGUCAGCUACACCGGGUCCAACUGCAGCCACCAAGUCCAGCAGGAGCUGGCCGGUGUGUUUGCUCAGCUCUGCCAGCAGGUGGACGUCACCCGUCAGAACCUGGAGGAUGAAAUCACAGACAUGAACAGCAAGAUCGAGCUAUUGGACGGCCUGCAGAGCAAAGCCAAGCUGCUGCGGAACAAGGCGGGCUGGCUGGACAGCGAGCUCAACAUGUUCACCCAGCAGUACCUCCACCACAGCAAGUAAACACCAGAGCAGAGCCAGAACCCAGACCAGAGGAACAGCUGGUCCCCUGCUGAAGGUUCCUGUAUUUUAAUGAGAGGAAGUGGAUCGUUGGAGUCAAUGGUGAUCUGGAUCCGAGGAUGUGAGCUCUGUCCUGUGGUCAGCUCGUCCCACAGACUCAGAGCGCCCCCUGUGGCUGAUAGUCUGACUGCAGAACAGAAGCUGAGCUCUCCUUGAAUCCCCAUCCUGCCCCCUAACCACUGCUCUGGGACUCGACCUGAGUCCAGUGAAGUCGGCCACAGUGAACUUGUUGAUGUGAUUUUGUGCUUAGGUGGAAGAAAGUUUUUUAUGUUAGCUGAAAGUGGAACUGGUCUCACCUGAGACAGAUUCAGCAGGUUUCAUCCAUGUAUAACAUCUGCUUUUACUGAGUGCACCUCCUUUAUUGUCCCAGAUCUUCAUUUCUGUGAGGAGAAAAGUUUUGACCUGUGAAGAAUAGAUUUUAGUUUGUUCCUUGUGUUGCUGCGCUUGAUCUGUAUUUAUAUCAUCAUCUUCAUCCUCAUCAUCACAUCUCAUGUUCAGACUCAGACCAGCCGCAUUUCCUGUCUGUGGCUCCGAGCCUGUUGGCUCUAGCCUUUAAACAGAAUCCGCUGCUCGCAAAUACCUGUCGGGGCUCUUUCAGCAGAGUCCACACGUGGAAGUCUGAGGGUAUUUGGGGUAGCAGGACGGUGUCUGUGGGACUGAGUCUGAACAUGAGAUUUAUUGAUGACCAGAUGCUUCUGAUUUUAUUCACGUUUCACUACAGAAUAUGAGAAGGGCCAAAUGCAGUGCUUAAAUAAUCUGACUUUAUACUGGCUCAAAGUUCACAGAUGUUAAAGUGAGACAUUGCAGCACCAAACCUGAUGGAGCUCCUCCUCUGUUCCACUCUGUUCUUUAAGGACCAGGUUUGUUAAACUGUCCUCAGGAACGAGCUGAUGGAACCCUCUGAUGCUGGGGACACUGUUUCCCUGAUUGAGCUCAGAAUCCAGACCUCCACGUGGCCCUUCUGAUCCCCCACCCAGAUGUGGUUUCAGCGCUCUGUGUUUGUGUUCCUGCCUGUCUGAACGACACAUGAUGGAGGCUGGAGGCAAAUCAGCCCCUGUUUCAGAUGAAUUCUACUGUGGUUUCUGCUGUGUGAAUAUAAUUUAAUAAAGUGGGGGGGAGCUGCACUGUGCCUGGAUUAGUCUGUCGGAUUACUGUAAAGGUCCUGUUUGAUUGGCCGUGCUGUAAAUGGAAGAUGCACGCCGCGUGUCGCCCAGUGAGCAUGAAGGCCAUCGUACGACUGCGCCGUCAGAGUGAACUCGUGCACUUUAUCACUUUGCUGCUGUGUGAUUUGUGUUUGUGAAGCAGAGGAGUCUUCGGGCUUCAGGAGAACCACCUGCAUGCUGUGGCUGUUUGUCCUGCUCAACUGUUCAAACAUGUGUAUGUCUGAAAAUAAAGGUGACGCCAACCUAA
This is a messenger RNA of Micropterus dolomieu (smallmouth bass), 4068 nucleotides long. RefSeq names its product mitofusin 2 (gene mfn2). Gene Ontology annotation, molecular function: GTP binding; GTPase activity. The record is from RefSeq and is a predicted model, not a curated record. Gene Ontology annotation, cellular component: mitochondrial outer membrane. Gene Ontology annotation, biological process: mitochondrial fusion; mitochondrion localization. The coding region runs from base 325 to 2601 and encodes 758 amino acids. Lineage: Eukaryota; Metazoa; Chordata; Actinopteri; Centrarchiformes; Centrarchidae. The transcript is spliced from 18 exons.